CAAAUAUAAACCAUAAUAAGUCUGUACUAGAAGUAUGUUUAAUAAUUUUUACUUUAUUUAAACAAAUAACAGCCAAUUGUCGCCAAGUGGCAACACCGGCGCAAGUGAUAUCACAAUAUUCCGGCCAAACGGUCACACAGCUGACGCUUCUUGCAGACCAUUUUUUUGCCAUUUAAAAAAAUCGAACGGUUUCGGCGCGUUGUCCGCUUUGCGCCUGUUUUUCGUGCAUUUUUGGCUGGCGUCGAUGAUCGCUCGUGGACUUUGUUUGUUAAUUGUGUGGAUCUCUUAAUUGUUCCCGUUUAAGUGGUAUCUUGGGCGAUCGCGGCGCAUCGGCGGAGAUAGAUCGCAUCGACCAGUCUGCAACAAAGCAUUUUCUCAACUCCAGGUGAAACGCCAGUGCAAAAGGGAGCUCCAGAAGGCAGAUCAAAAUGGCCGCGAAGCCUGAUGAUAAGAGCACGGAUAUUCCGGAUCGCCUGUUUGACUCCAAUAAUCGAAAGACCUACAAGCGCCUGCGGUUUUUCGGCAAGGGGGGUUUUGCAAAAUGCUACGAGAUCAUCGAUGUGGCGACCGACGAAACAUUCGCGGGAAAGAUCGUGUCCAAGAAGCUUAUGAUCAAGCACAAUCAGAAGGAGAAGACAGCCCAGGAGAUCACAAUUCACCGCAGCCUCAACCAUCCGAACGUUGUCAUGUUCCACAGCUACUUCGAGGAUGUGCAAAAUAUCUACAUUGUGCUGGAGCUGUGCAAGAAGCGAUCCAUGAUGGAGCUGCACAAACGCCGAAAGAGCAUCACCGAGUUCGAGUGCCGCUACUACAUCUAUCAGAUUAUACAGGGCGUCAAGUAUCUGCACGAUAAUCGCAUCAUCCAUCGCGAUCUAAAGCUGGGCAACCUCUUUCUCGAUGAUUUGCUGCACGUGAAAAUCGGUGACUUUGGCCUGGCUACGCGUAUCGACUACGAGGGUGAGCGCAAAAAGACACUGUGCGGCACGCCUAACUAUAUUGCACCGGAAAUACUCACCAAGAAGGGCCACUCCUUCGAGGUCGAUAUUUGGUCAAUUGGCUGUGUCAUGUAUACGCUGCUGGUCGGCCAGCCGCCGUUCGAAACAAAGACGUUGAAAGACACUUACUCGAAGAUCAAAAAGUGCGAGUACCGCGUUCCCAGCUAUCUGAGGAAGCCGGCGGCGGACAUGGUGAUUGCUAUGCUCCAGCCGAACCCGGAGAGCCGGCCUGCCAUUGGUCAUCUUUUGAGUUUCGAGUUCCUUAAGGGUUCCAAGGUACCGAUGUUCUUGCCCAGCUCUUGUCUGACGAUGGCGCCUCGAAUCGGCAGCAACGAUACCAUCGAAGAUGCUGUGCACCGCAAGCCGCUGAUGGAGAUGAACGGAAUGAGGCCGGACGACACACGCUUGGAGUCGACCUUCCUUAAGGCUAAUCUCCAUGACGCCAUUACCGCCUCGGCGCAAGUGUGUCGCCACAGCGAGGACUAUCGCAGCGACAUCGAGAGCCUGUAUCAGCAGCUCACCAAUCUUAUCAAUGGCAAGCCGCGCAUCCUUCAAGGCAAUUUGGGCGACGAAAACACUGAUCCGGCAGCACAACCGCUCUUCUGGAUAUCGAAAUGGGUGGAUUAUAGCGACAAAUAUGGCUUCGGCUACCAGCUGUGCGACGAGGGCAUCGGCGUAAUGUUUAACGACACCACAAAGCUGAUCCUCUUGCCCAACCAGAUCAACGUUCAUUUCAUCGACAAGGAUGGCCAGGAGAGUUACAUGACCACCACCGACUAUUGCAAGUCGCUCGACAAGAAGAUGAAGCUGCUGUCGUACUUUAAGCGCUAUAUGAUCGAGCACUUGGUGAAAGCCGGCGCCAACAAUGUGAACAUUGAGAGUGAUCAGAUUUCGCGUAUGCCGCAUCUGCACUCCUGGUUCCGCACCACAUGCGCCGUGGUCAUGCAUCUAACUAAUGGAUCCGUGCAGCUAAACUUUUCGGAUCACAUGAAGCUCAUUCUCUGUCCACGCAUGAGUGCCAUUACCUAUAUGGAUCACGAGAAGAACUUCCGCACUUAUAGAUUCUCGACCAUUGUGGAGAACGGCGUGUCUAAGGACUUGUACCAGAAGAUCCGCUACGCCCAGGAGAAACUUAGGAAAAUGCUGGAAAAAAUGUUCAUCUAGAUGUAGCCGGCGGCCUGUCAACAAGCUAAACUUUCCACAAACUAACACGAACACUCCCUAAAAGCGCACACACACGUUUUAAAAAUUUAGUAAUUUCUGUUCGAAGUUAUUUGAUUGUUCUAUGUUUUAUAUUUAGAGUUUAUUUGUUUUCCUCAGUUCAGAACGUGGUUUUAGUUCAUCUAUUUACAUAUAUGUUUAAUGUUCGUCACACCCAAUCACUUAAUAAACCUACAACAAAACGCAUUCAUAUGAUUAUGUUAAGCAAUGGUGAUUCGAGCACCGUACCAUUAGCAUUACGAUCAAAAGUUUAUCCAGUUGACUGAUCAUUCAAUAAAGCCAUUUUAAUUCUGGAGAUAAA
Drosophila serrata is the source of this 2517-nucleotide messenger RNA. It is a transcript of the gene polo, whose product is annotated as Serine/threonine-protein kinase polo. Lineage: Eukaryota; Metazoa; Arthropoda; Insecta; Diptera; Drosophilidae. The record is from RefSeq and is a predicted model, not a curated record. Gene Ontology annotation, cellular component: nucleus; spindle pole; cytoplasm. Gene Ontology annotation, molecular function: protein serine/threonine kinase activity; ATP binding; protein binding. Gene Ontology annotation, biological process: mitotic spindle organization; protein phosphorylation.